This is a messenger RNA of Alternaria atra, 1140 nucleotides long. RefSeq lists its product as uncharacterized. The transcript has 3 exons. The record is from RefSeq and is a predicted model, not a curated record. The coding region runs from base 1 to 1140 and encodes 379 amino acids. Gene Ontology annotation, biological process: protein quality control for misfolded or incompletely synthesized proteins. Gene Ontology annotation, molecular function: misfolded protein binding. Lineage: Eukaryota; Fungi; Ascomycota; Dothideomycetes; Pleosporales; Pleosporaceae. Gene Ontology annotation, cellular component: i-AAA complex.
AUGCGAGAGCAGUUCCGGGAGCAAUACCACAAAAGCCCCGUCUUGUUCCCCUUUGCGAUUGCGACCAUCGCCCUCGUGGCCGGCAUCUGUGUCUUCUAUAUACCGUGGUACUACAAAAAUGUCAUUAUAAAACCGUACCACAACUUCCCCGAGCCCGUCGCAAAGAAGCUGCGCAAAGCUCUCUUCUACAGCCGCGGCAAAUGGCUCGACAUCCGCGAAGCGAACAAACAUUUUCGCCAGGCCCUCGCCCUCGCCGACGAGAUGGGCAUGGAUCCCUUUAGCGAUGAGAUCAUGGGCGUCAAAUACACCAUUGCUGCGCUAUUUGAAGACGCGGGGUAUUACAGUCUGGCCAUUGACGUGCUGGAGAUUAUGCGCAACGACUGCCAGAAGUGGGUGGAUGAAUUCUCGGAUAAGCAUUGGACGACGGGGAAUAGAAGCAGGGUGAAGAAGAACAUGGUGCAGAUUAACCUCAAGCUGGGCCAGCUCUACGACGUGAGAUAUGUCAACGAGCCUGAGAAUGGUGAGAAGAGAUUGGUCGAGGCUGUUGAGAGCGCGCUCAAGGAGCAACAAAGACGGGAGCGGGAUGGUGUUAAGAAUGGCGAGGGGCCAUGGUUGACCAACGACGAGAUGGGUGGUGUACUGGAAGCUCUCGGAACACACUACGAGCAAUUCGACUCGCAUUACCUUGCAGCACCACUGUUCGUCAAGGCGCUUCAGCUGUGUCCACCCACUUCGUGCCACAGCGUUGUCCUCAUGAACAACAUCUCAACCUGCCUCGUCCAACAAACCCCGCCCUCCACCACCGACGCCAUCACCAUGGCCCCCGAACCCACCGACUUUCCCGUCUCAAACUCCGCUCCCCGUACCCUUCUUAUAGAUCAAGCGCGGCAAUGGGCGGAACGGGCAUUGGCCCAGGCAGCACAGAUCAAGGCGCCUGAGCGGAACCAAGAGUGUGACAUGGGCUGCGCCGUUGCAACACAUAACCUUGGAGAGUUCUUUGAGAUGGAAGGUAAGGUUGGUGAGGCAAGGCAGAGGUAUGAAGAAGCGGCUGCUUUGGCGAAGAAGAUGGGAUUUGCGGAGGGGUUGACAAAUGCGAGAGCCGGGUUGAAGAGGGUGAAAGAUAUGGAGAACAAGGCGUGA